AUGAAGACCGCCGCAUUCGCCCUCUCCGCCCUCGCCCUCGCGGCCUCCGCCUCGGCCGCGACCAUCAACAAAGCCCGCUCCGCCCAAUCCGACGGCUCCUACGCGCCCGCCCCCUCCGGCAGCUCCCCUCCCACACCCGCCCAAGGCCAGCCGCAGCAGGGCCAGUCCGACUCCUCAUCCGUCCCGUCCUACUACCUCGACUUCACGACCCAGCAGCUCGGCGCCGACAGCCAGUACUCGGACGCGUCCGGCACCAUCGACGUCUCCAUCUCCGGUGGUGACGUGCUGAUUUCCGUGGCCGUCGUCAACCCGGCCGACAACGCGGCGUGCUUCGUCCGUGACGCGCAGGGCAACCAGAUCCGCGCGUUUGGCGGGCCGGAUCAGGAUGUCGAUAGCGUGCAGUUCGUCGAGGCGGAUGGGAAGCAGGCCCGCAGCAUUCAUUGCCAGCCGGCUUAG
Messenger RNA from Cyphellophora europaea CBS 101466, 456 nucleotides. RefSeq lists its product as uncharacterized. The record is from RefSeq and is a predicted model, not a curated record. The transcript has a single exon. NCBI's taxonomy places the organism in Eukaryota, Fungi, Ascomycota, Eurotiomycetes, Chaetothyriales, Cyphellophoraceae. Bases 1 to 456 code for a protein of 151 amino acids.